CCAAACACUCAUUAUUAUCUCAGCACAGAGAAAAUGGGAAGCACUGAGAUGAGUAAACAAGCAGAGUUGAUCUUCAUUCCCUCACCGGGAAUUGGCCAUUUGACGUCAACUCUGGAAUUUGUUCAGCUUCUAAUCAACCGUUACAACCAUCUUUCUGUCACAAUCCUCUGCAUUAAGUUCCCUUUAACACCCUUUUCAGACUCUUACAUUAGAUCAGUGUUAGCCUCAAAACCUCAAAUCAAACUCAUUGAUCUCCCUCAAGUAGAACCACCUCAAUUUGACAUAACGAAGUCUCCAGAAUACUACAUCUGGACCUUCAUGGAGAGCGUCAAACCCCAUGUCGAAGCCACCUUGCAUAGCAUUGUAUCAUCGUCUUCUGAGUCAAACCCAGUUGUUGGAUUAGUCUUAGAUUUCUUUUGUCUCUCCAUGGUUGAUGUGGGAAAUGAACUGGGUAUCCCUUCUUAUUUGUUUUUGACAUCAGGUGUUGGGUUUUUAAGUCUCGCGCUUUCCCUUCCCAAACGUCAAAUUGAGGAUGUUUUCAAUGAUUCUGAUCCUGAGUUGUUGCUUCCUGGUUUCCCAGAUCCAGUUCCUCCAAGUGUUUUGCCUGAUGCUUGUUUUAACAAAGAUGGUGGAUAUUUUGCCUAUUACAAGCUUGCUCAGAGGCUCAGAGACACCAAAGGGAUUAUUGUUAAUACUUUUUCUGAGUUUGAGCAGUGUGGUGUUGAUGCAUUAUCUGAUGGUGAAACCCCUCCUAUCUUUACUGUUGGUCCUUUGAUUGAUCCAAAUCCCAUUCCUAACCCAAAUUUAGACAAAGCCCAGCAUGACAAAAUACUGAAAUGGCUAGAUGAGCAGCCACCUUCUUCUGUGGUUUUUGUAUGUUUUGGGAGCAUGGGAAGAUUUGAUCCAUCUCAAACAAGAGAAAUAGCACUGGCACUUCAGCGUAGCGGAGUUAAGUUCUUGUGGGCUAUGCGUGCUCCACCAACCACAGAAAAUGCAGAGAAAAGCUUACCAGAGGGGUUUUUGGAAUGGAUGGAAGGUAGGGGGAUGCUAUGUGGGUGGGCACCCCAGGUGGAGGUUCUGGCCCACAAAGCCAUUGGUGGCUUUUUAUCUCACUGUGGGUGGAACUCUAUUUUGGAAAGCUUGUGGUUUGGGGUACCAAUUUUGACAUGGCCUCUCUAUGCAGAACAACAGAUGAAUGCUUUUAUGAUGAGAGAAUUUGGACUAGCAGUGGAGCUGAGAGUGGACUAUAGGAUCGGUAGGGACUUUGUAAAGGCAGAGGAGAUAGAGAAAGGGCUGAAACAAUUGAUGGACAGAGAUAAUACCGUGCACAAAAAGGUGCAAGAGAUGAAAGAGAUGGCUAGGAAAGCUGUCCUCAAGGGUGGGUCUUCUUUCAUUUCUUUUGAAAAACUUAUUGAUAAUAUGAUGGUGCAGGAACUUAUAAUAUAGUUGUAUUUCAUGGAUGGAGUUGCUCCUUUCUUGGAAUAAUUUUACAUGAAGAAGUCUUAGUGUUAGUGACUCAUGUAUUUCGUAGAUGGAGUUGCUCCUUUCUUGGAAUAAUUUUACAUGAAGAAGUCUUAAUAAUUUUACAUGAAGAAGUCUCAGUGUUAGUGACUCAUGUAUUUCAUAGAUGGAGUUGCUCCUUUCUUGGAAUAAUUUUAUAUGAAGAAGUCUUAGUGUUAGUGACUCAGACAUAUGAAAGUUGAUAUUUCUUUAUGUAUUUUAAUAUUCUCCCUUCUCUUAUAAUAAGUGUAU
Molecule: messenger RNA, 1752 nt
Organism: Abrus precatorius (Indian licorice)
Lineage: Eukaryota; Viridiplantae; Streptophyta; Magnoliopsida; Fabales; Fabaceae
Product: UDP-glycosyltransferase 71K1-like
Exons: 1
Coding region: 34-1446 (470 amino acids)
Molecular function (GO): UDP-glycosyltransferase activity
Source: RefSeq, a predicted model, not a curated record